This is a messenger RNA of Durusdinium trenchii, 351 nucleotides long. The record is from the annotation of a GenBank genome assembly. NCBI's taxonomy places the organism in Eukaryota, Dinophyceae, Suessiales, Symbiodiniaceae.
GAUCCCCUGGGCACCUUUGCGCCCGACCUGGCGCGGCGGCGGCUGCAGCGCACGGGCAGUGGCGCCCUCGCGGAGGAGGGCGAGCACCCCGUGGAGGGCGAAGCGGAGGAUGAGGAGGACGACGACUUCGACAACAACGUGGAUGGCUUUGCCUCCGAGGGGCCCCGCGAGGCGGGAGCGUGGCCGCGUGCGCCGAAGUGUGCUUUGGCCUCCUACGCCCUGGGUAGUCUUCACCGGAAGAUCCCGCGCAUGGGGGCUCGCGUGGACUUGGAAGCGGAGUCGCUCAUUGCACAGGCGACGAACCCAGAUGAAUUGGCCCAGAUGUACGAGGGUUGGACCUCCUGGAUUUGA